AUGGCAGGUCUAGAAUUAUUGUCAGAUCAAGGGUUCCGCAUUGAUGGACGAAGGCCCCAUGAAUUGCGGAAGAUUCAAUGCCGUUUAGGAGUAUUUAAUCAAGCCGAUGGUUCGGCAUACAUAGAACAGGGAAAUACUAAAGUUUUAGCUGCCGUGUACGGUCCUCAUGAGAUUCGAGGAAGUAGGAGUAAAGCUCUACAUGACAAGGUUCUCGUAAACUGUCAAUACAGUAUGGCCACAUUUAGUACUGGAGAACGUAAACGAAGACCGCGUGGGGAUAGAAAGUCACAAGAGAUGACCAUGCAUCUUCAACAAACAUUUGAUGCUGCAAUCCAAACAAGCCUCUAUCCUAGAUCACAAAUUGAUAUUUUUGUUGAGGUGUUACAGUCUGAUGGUGGGAAUUACUGUACCAGUGUGAAUGCCUCAACAUUGGCCCUAAUAGAUGCAGGGAUAGCAUUGAGAGACUAUGUGUGUGCCUGUUCUUCAAGUUUUGUUAAUGACACCCCAAUUACAGACAUUAAUUAUAUGGAAGAGUCCUCAGGCAGCCCAGAAAUCAUUGCAGCUACUUUGCCCAAAUCAGAACAGAUUGUGUUUUUAGAAAUGAAUGGACGUCUCCAUGAAGACAAUUUGAGUCGUGUGACAGACAUGGCUGUUAAAGGGUGUAAGGAUAUUCAUGAUAUUCUAGACCAGGUUGUCCGUGACCAUGUCAGUGAAGUGUCUACUGUUCAUGGAUGGGAGAACUGAGAAAAAUGCAAUAGAAUUUUCUAGGAUAUGCUGUUUGUAUCAUUUUUUCAUUGUAUGUGAGAAAUUGAAAUGUUGCUUAUACAUAUUUCUUUUCUAACAUUAUAAAUUAGAUAAUAUUUUUACAGCUGAAACUGCACACAUAUCUUGAAAAACACAACCCAUUUUUUCCAAUAUAUUCCAUAAAUCAUUUUGUACAUUUAGUCGUGUACAUGUAUCACCAAAUGUGUUUAUUUAGGUACAUGCAUUUGUUAAAUGAUAAAAAGUUUUUUUGUAUUACACAAAAAUCUAAUUCAUUUUCGAUGAAAUAUGAUUGGUCAUUGAAAGUAAUUUGUUGCAGUUUCUCACUUGUGUAUGAAGCCUCGAUGUUAAUUAUAAAUGAAAGACUCUGCUGACCCUGAAGGGUCAUGAAAAUGACACGGAGGUCAACAGAAUGACCCGAACAGAUUAAUGAGACUUUGAAUGUUACUGGUAUAAAGAAUCUGUGUUAGUGUGACUCAAAUUUCUAAGGAAAAUGUACAAAAAUGGUAUGAAAUGAUGAUGCUUUCACUUACUUAAAUUAUGUUUAGAAUUAAGGUAAUACUGAAGUACUGUUGCAAAUGUUUUCCUGGUAACAUAUAUAAUUGCUUCAGUAAAAUAUACCAUGAAGGUUUUUCCCUAAAAGAAAGACAGUUCAGGGACUGAACUUUCAAAUCUGCAGCCAAUUUUGCAUUUUUGCAAAGUUGUUAUCCAGAAAUUGUCCUUACAAAUAAAAGGGAAGACACUCCAGGCUAAAAGGCAUUGUUACGUAAGAGUGGUUGAUAUAAGUUGUACCUAACAUUUGAAUUGAGUGUCUGCAAUAUUUAAAUUGACAUGUCUUUAACAUUUAAAUUGACAUGUCUUUAACAUUUAAAUUGACAUGUCUUUAACAUUUAAAUUCAUGUAUCUGUGACAUUUAAAUUGACAUUACUGUUACAUUGAAAUUGAUAUGUCUGUGACAUUAAAA
Ylistrum balloti is the source of this 1726-nucleotide messenger RNA. RefSeq names its product exosome complex component RRP41-like. Gene Ontology annotation, cellular component: nuclear exosome (RNase complex); cytoplasmic exosome (RNase complex); nucleolus. Gene Ontology annotation, biological process: rRNA catabolic process; U4 snRNA 3'-end processing; nuclear mRNA surveillance. The transcript has 3 exons. The record is from RefSeq and is a predicted model, not a curated record. NCBI's taxonomy places the organism in Eukaryota, Metazoa, Mollusca, Bivalvia, Pectinida, Pectinidae. The coding region runs from base 1 to 744 and encodes 247 amino acids.